AUGUUUAACAGAACGAGACUUAAACGACACUUGGGGCUCGUUGAACAAUGUGACGCUGAAACGACAGGCUCAGCUCGUUCAACAGUUGGCACUCACGGAGAGUCCAGCUCCCAGACAACAAAAACUGCAGCUGACCCAGUAACCACUGAGCCCUCUAAGUCAAAUACUUCAGUGGUUACUUCAGUGACAACGGGACUGAUAGUAAACCCUUCUCCGGGAAUAAUAUUUCUGCCUUCGCCAGGAACUUCAGUGUCCGGCACGUGCCCUGAGAGCGACCAGAUCCACUGUGGCACCAGCGACAGGUGCACCAGGAUCAGGUACAUCUGUGACGGCGACAACGACUGCGGCGACAACACUGACGAGGACAGUACCUUGUGUGCGGCUUGGAGGAACACAGACUGCGAGAGAAACCAAGCCAAGUGUACAAGAAGUGGACGGUCUGACUGUGUCACCAUCAGUCACUACUGUACACUCACCAGUCCUCCGUGUGAGGGCACUGUAGACCAGCGUCUCUGUCAGAUGCUGGCCAAUGGCAAGAUCCGACCUCUGAGAGAAAUUCAGUUACACACUACCACACCUGCUCCCACAGAACCAGCACCCACUGAACCAUCCAUUCACGUGAGGGAGGAGAACUUUGCGGGUCAAUUCCUAAUGAAGCUGAACAACACCAUCCGACAUCCUGACUGCCCCUGGCUCUACACCAAGGUCGGCGACCAGUGCCUCUCCAUCUUCUUCGUCGGUAACAUGAGCUGGAUGGAGGCGAGGACCUUCUGUCAGACUAUAGGAGGAGAUUUGUUCACCAUCACUGAAGAUUUCAAGGCCUUUGCUGUCCUCCUUCAGCACUUCAUGACUCACCAGAUGACUGCAGACUUCUGGAUAGGAGGAAGGUACAUCAAUACGACAGUAGGCUGGACCUGGAUUAAUGAUGCACCGUUACCCUUGGGUUCACCUUACUGGGCUGUCAGGUAAGCUGGUCUAUUUUCC
Molecule: messenger RNA, 984 nt
Organism: Cherax quadricarinatus
Lineage: Eukaryota; Metazoa; Arthropoda; Malacostraca; Decapoda; Parastacidae
Source: RefSeq, a predicted model, not a curated record